This is a messenger RNA of Electrophorus electricus (electric eel), 1572 nucleotides long. RefSeq names its product fibroblast growth factor 17 (gene fgf17). Gene Ontology annotation, molecular function: growth factor activity. The record is from RefSeq and is a predicted model, not a curated record. NCBI's taxonomy places the organism in Eukaryota, Metazoa, Chordata, Actinopteri, Gymnotiformes, Gymnotidae.
AGCAAGCUCGUCACUAAGCAUCACGUCGGCGCAGGAAGGAAAAAGGUACAGCACGCAGGGGAGGGAUCUGUACGUCCGUCAUGUUCGCGCGGCUAGGGAUCGGGACGCACAGGACGCGCUGCGCUUUUUAAGACCUGCGCCCACCCAGAGCAGGACACGGGGACGACUGCGCGAUGUCCCACUUAUAGUUAACGAUCACAGAUGAACUGGUGCUCGAAUGUACGUCGGCGUACAGAAUAUGAUGGAACUUCCCAGCCUCCCGGGAUUUAUUUGGAUACACGCUUUUGAUUUCGGCAUCCAAACCGGACUCAGUUGUGCGGGUCUGUUUGCAGCGACGCACGUCUGAAAAGAGCUCUGUUACCAUCACAUAAGAAAGUGUUUUGUUAGCUAAUGGAUCCAUAACUCUGAUCAUUUAACCACAACCAGUGAGCUAAACUCCGAGAGGGAGAAGGUGCGCGCCGCGCCGCGCCGCGUCUCUUCUGUAGAAAGUUUUCACUGGAUUACUGCCGACCAGAAACUGGGGAAUAUACUGGCACUCGAAGGAAAAUGUAUGGAAUUAACCCGCGCUGUUUUUAUUUAUCUUUUCAUCUCUUCGUGGUCUGGUGUCACGCACAGGGGGAGAAUCACCCUUCUCCUAAUUUUAACCAGUAUGUGAGGGACCAGGGGACAUUGACGGACCAGCUCAGCCGGCGUCAGGUCCGGGUGUACCAGCUUUACAGUCGAACCAGCGGGCGCCACGUCCAAAUCCAGGGAAAGCGAGUGACCGCCACGGCCGAGGACGGCAAUACUUUCGCCAGGCUGUACGUGGAGACAGACACAUUUGGCAGCAGAGUUCGGAUCAAAGGAGCGGAGAGCGGCCGAUACCUCUGCAUGAACCGCGGAGGGAAACUGGUAGGAAAGAUGGUACUGAGGAGGAAAGUUCCUUCCCAUCCAUUCUGUGAUAGUCAGAUGUCAAGCUGUUACAUCCUACAAAGAAGUGGGAGGUCUUCUGCACUUUGGAUUUGCCCUUACAAAAAGGUGACUGGAAAAAGCAUGGACUGCAUCUUCACCGAGAUCAUGCUGGAGAACAACUACACGGCCUUCCAGAACGCAAGGUACGAUGGCUGGUACGUGGCCUUCACCGGGAAAGGCCGGCCCGUCAAGGCCUCCGCGACCCGGCAGAACCAAAGGGAGGUCCACUUCAUCAAGCGUCUCCACAAAGGACCGCUACCCUUCCCCAACUCAGACCGGUCCAGGCGCUUUGAGUUCAUCGACUUCCCUCCAGUGCGCCGAGCCAAGCGCAACAGGAAGUCCCGUGCCACUUCCUAAAAGGUGCGCGACACUAUCAAAAAGGACUGGUUUUUGUAUCUAAGAAGAGUCAGCUUUAUUUUUUUAUAUUUUGACAGGGAAGGGACAAAAAUAUGCAAAACAUAACAAAACAAAACAGUCAUUAUAAAGAGGUGAGCUGUAAAUAUGGUAAGAUAGUAAAAGAUGAUGUAUAUAUUUAAUAAGCUCAAUGGUUUUUUGUGUGUUGAGUGAGCGCUUUGUGAAGAGAGACACUGGAUUAAAACAUAUUCAGUAAUAAACAAGAUA